AUGGCUUUUGCACCCCACGCGACUGCGGCCGCUAUUCGAGCUUCACGCAGUGCAACUGGUGUUGGUUCGCCUAUUGCAAAAUGGCGGUUAGCGGAUGGGUUUCUCGGCUGGACCGGCGGCGAAUACGGCAACGCUCUCCAGGCCGCCUUGGAGGGAGGCCAUCAUGAGAUUGUUAAACUUCUCUGGGACAAGGGAGCGGGCGUCAACGCGAAGGACAUAUACAGCAACGCCCUCUAG
Clonostachys solani is the source of this 237-nucleotide messenger RNA. NCBI's taxonomy places the organism in Eukaryota, Fungi, Ascomycota, Sordariomycetes, Hypocreales, Bionectriaceae. The record is from the annotation of a GenBank genome assembly.